AUGGCGCCCAAGAUCAAGUUCGAACUAAAGACCCCCAAGGGCACCAAAGACUGGGAGGGCAAGGAUAUGGUCAUUCGUGACAAGAUCUUCAGCACCAUCGCUGAAGUCUUCAAGCGUCACGGCGGAGUCACCAUCGACACUCCCGUCUUCGAGCUCAGGGACAUCCUCUCUGGCAAGUAUGGCGAGGACAGCAAGCUCAUCUACGACCUUGCCGACCAGGGUGGCGAGAUCUGCUCUCUGCGAUACGACCUUACCGUCCCCUUUGCCCGCUUCCUCGCCAUGAACAAGGAUAUCCAGAACAUCAAGCGCUACCACAUCGCCAAGGUGUACCGAAGAGAUCAGCCAGCUGUGAGCAAGGGCCGGAUGAGGGAGUUUUACCAGUGCGAUUUCGACAUCGCCGGAUCCUUCGAUGCCAUGGUGCCCGAUGCCGAGGUCCUCCGCAUCAUCACUGAGGUCUUCGAGGGCCUUGGCUGGAACGGCGGAUACACAAUCAAGCUGAACCACAGGAAAAUCCUCGACGGUAUCUUCGAAGUCUGCGGUGUGCCCGAGGACAAGAUUCGCACCAUUUCGUCGGCUGUUGACAAGCUGGACAAGAUGCCAUGGGCUGAUGUGCGCAAGGAGAUGACCAUCGAGAAGGGACUGGAUGAAGGUGUUGCCGACCGCAUCGGAGAGUGGGUCGUCCUCAAGGGAAAGCAAGAUCUGCUUGAGAAGCUUCGAAAUAACGAGGAGCUGGCGGCCAACGCGUCUAUGAAGAAGGGCAUGGAUGAUUUGGCUCUCCUUUUCGAAUACCUGGAGGCAUUCAACGCACUUGACCGAGUAUCCUUCGACCUCAGCCUGGCCCGAGGUCUCGACUACUACACAGGAUUGAUCUACGAGGUUGUGACGGAAGGAUCUGCUCCCUCUGUGACCCCCAGUCAGGAGGGCGAAGCACCCAAGCCAUCCAAGAAGAGGGGCAAGAAGGGCUCCGAGGAUGACGACCGUUCCAACGACCCCACCGUCGGUGUUGGCAGUAUCGCUGCUGGUGGCCGUUAUGAUGAGCUUGUCGGCAUGUUCUCGGGCAAAAACCAGAUUCCCUGCGUCGGAAUUUCCUUUGGCGUGGAUCGCAUCUUCUCCAUCACCAAGGCAAAGAUGGCUGCGGACAAGAGCGCGGCGGCCGUUCGAAAUAACGACGUCGAUGUCUACGUCAUUGCGUUUGGCGGCAAGGGCUUCCUGAAGGAGCGCAUGUCAAUUUGUGCCACGCUCUGGGAAGCCGGUAUCAAGGCCGAAUUCCUCUACAAGGUUAAGCCCAAGGUUCCUGCCCAGUUCAAGGCCGCUGAAGUCAACGGCGUUCCCUUUGCCAUCUUCCUCGGUGAGGAUGAGGUCGCCGGUGGCAAGGUCAAGAUCAAGGAGAUGGGAUUGCAGGAUGGCCACCCCGAGAAGGAGGGUGUGCUUGUUGACCUUAAGGAUAUGACGCGAGAGGUCAAGGUCCGCCUCCAACGCAAGCGAGAGUUGGAUGAAAUGACACGACAGGCUGAGGGCCUUAGAGUGGUCCAUGGAAUCAAGGGCGACGAGGUCAAGGUCGACGAGGUCAAGGUCGACGAGGUCAAGGCCGAAGAGGUCAAGACCGAGGAGAAGGCCGAGGAGGCACCUGUCGCUGUUGAGCAAGCUCCCGUUGAGCAGGCCCCUGCUGAGCAGAAGACUCCUGCGGAGGAGCAGACGCCUGCGAAUCCUUCGGCAUAG
Molecule: messenger RNA, 1719 nt
Organism: Ilyonectria robusta
Lineage: Eukaryota; Fungi; Ascomycota; Sordariomycetes; Hypocreales; Nectriaceae
Exons: 3
Coding region: 1-1719 (572 amino acids)
Biological process (GO): mitochondrial translation; histidyl-tRNA aminoacylation
Cellular component (GO): mitochondrion
Molecular function (GO): histidine-tRNA ligase activity; ATP binding
Source: RefSeq, a predicted model, not a curated record